Messenger RNA from Daldinia loculata, 1189 nucleotides. RefSeq lists its product as uncharacterized. Bases 202 to 978 code for a protein of 258 amino acids. The transcript is spliced from 4 exons. NCBI's taxonomy places the organism in Eukaryota, Fungi, Ascomycota, Sordariomycetes, Xylariales, Hypoxylaceae. The record is from RefSeq and is a predicted model, not a curated record.
ACGUGCUAUCAGAUUCAGAUUGCGUAUUCGACCAUUACAAAAGGCAUAUCGUGAUAAAAUAUUCUAACCGCGUUUCCACACCAACCAUAACGCCUUCAGGCACCCAUACACUAACACCCAAUUCGCCCGUUCUCGAUAGUAAUACGAACAUCCAAGAUCUUUAAUCCGACGUCUGCCGAAUUCCCCUGGUGGAUAUUCAUUAUGGCCAACAACGAAUUUAUGGAUCCUACCCCCGCUAACCUUAGGCUUCCCGAUUCUCUUGAUGACGUCCGAGUUACAAGUCUACCACAAGCCGCCUACUACAUCUCGGAUUUCAUCACACAAGAGGAAGAGCAAGCGAUUCUUGACAAAAUAGCAUCCGCACCGAAACCACGUUGGAAGCAAUUAUCCCAUCGCCGCCUGCAAACCUGGCCGUCCGAUCUUGUGAAUAAUAAGUUGAUGGAUGCUCCCUUGCCAACUUGGUUGAGUGAUCCGAUUGUGCCGCGUCUGAAAUCGACCCGACUCUCACGAGGACCCGAUUCGCCCGAUAUAUUUUCUGAUAGUCCCCACCAGAAACCGAACCAUGUUCUGAUCAAUGAAUACCCUCCCGGCAUCGGCAUAAUGCCUCACAAGGACGGGGCUGCGUAUCAUCCUGUCGUGUGUACUGUGAGCCUCGGUGCUAGUCUCUGCCUCAACAUCUACAAAUCCAAGGACGACGGCGCCCUAGAUCCCAACCCAGCAUGGAGAAUAUUGCAAGAGCCUCGAAGCCUACUCAUCACUACCUCCGAUCUUUACACGGAUUUUCUCCAUGGUAUCGAAGAUAUCACGGAAGAUAUUGAGCUCUCUAAUAGUACGAUUGCCAAUUGGGAACUCCUACAGUCACCUGAAGAAUUUGCAAAUGGUUGCAACGUACGAAAGACGCGUACCAGCCUAACGUAUCGAGACGUGAUGAAAGUAUCCAAGCUGGGAGGCAAGCUUGGAUUUCUGCAGAAAAAUUGAUAUGCCCAGACGGGUUCGGUUUCAAAAUAUACCUGGUAUCAUUUUCCAUUUCCCUCGGACCCUUUCGUGGCCGAAUUUCUCACUAUACCACUUCUUGGUUCCGUUUGCAGUAACACCAAGAUUGACUGCGACAAAUAGCACAGCACAUAUCAACGUCCUGUUGUACAGUUGACCCACGGGUGCUGCUAUCAACGCUAGAGAAAGAUAUAAU